GGGAGAGAAAGAGAGUAGAGGAGGAGAUACCGGUAACGACGUGAGAAGACAUCCAGCCGGUGAACGGGUGAGACGUUACAAAAAAUUAGGGAACCGCGACAACAGCAAAGAAAAAGCAUCUCCCGGUAAAACAGCUGGAACUACAACGACACGGCUAGAAACGGCCGUUGUGAGCGUAACGGUCAGGUUUAAAAGCCUUUGAACGCAGCCGGUUCGCUCGUUAUCACUUUGUAAUUAAACAGAAAUCAAGAGUGGGCUUUCGUGAAAGUGAAAACUACCAAGCUAAGGUCCACUAAGAGUCUAUAGUGGUUUGGCUGAAUCUCCAGUGGGAGCCCGGUGUCAAGCUGUGAUCUGGACUCACCUGCUACAUCCACUACUUCCAGACCUCCGGGGCAAGAAACACGGGGGGAUUUUUAAAAAACACAGCCGAGCCUGUAGUAUCUCCGUUCCGAAGAGGAGGAGGAGGAGGUGGUGGUGGAGGAGGAGGAGGAGGAGGAGAGCACGGCAGGCACAAAGAGCGGAGAGCAUCCAGAGAGAGGGGAGGCAGGAGGACGGGACAACAACGGGGACCCAACAGAGAGCAUCCCUAUUUCACAUCUGAUCCACAUCACUCUGCACACAGACACCAUCUAAAAAACGGUGAGUGUUUUCAUAUAUAUAUGUAUCCUGUACAUUUCCCUGUGUUGUUUUGCUCGGUGUGUGCGUGUGCGCGCGUGCGUGUGUAUAUGUGUAUGUGUACAUUGAGAGGGGGGGGAUCGGACAAAGAGCAAGGGAGCCCCAUGACAUCCGUGCGUAUGCUGUAACCUACAGCUGGCUAAACAAAGAAACCGCUCUGUUGCGAUGAUUUACCCCCAAUCACGCCGUCUCUUCUCUUUUUCAGUGUGUAGGGAUCCUGAGCGCUGUUUAUACAUCAAAAGGUAAUGCACGCUUUUGGAUAUUUUCGAUUUCUAUCUAUUUAAUUAGAGAGAAAUAAAAGUCACAUGAUUGGUUUUUGAUUAGCUAAUUAACAUUUGCAUAAUUGUUUUAGCAAAAGCUACUGGAGCCCUUUGUCAUCAGGCUAGGCGAUAAUUACUCACACUCUGAUCUGUACAUUUUCACACAUUUAGGACAAGUAUUAGGAUAUAAAAUAAAGCAUUUUGUUAAAAAAAUUUGUUAAAAUUUUUGUUAUUUAUUUUAGCCUUGCAUCUAUGAGUUUGAUUAAAUAAAUGUAAUACAUGUCAAGCCAAAAUAUGCAAAUAUUAAGAAAAAUAAUGUGAUAGUGUUGAUGUAUUAAACUGAAAAACUCUCCUAUAAAAGUAAUCAAAAAUGAUAACCUCGAAUCAAACUGUUUCUUAGUAGUCUUUUUAUUGUCCACUUCUUCAACUGCCGCCACUCAUCCAGCUUCAUUUGCUCCCUCCAGGGAUACCUACUCCUGAUCUGUCUGCCCCUUGGCCCCCGCAGUAACCAGUCGUCUUCUCCACACUGUCCCGAUGAAGGAGGCCGACGCCAUCAAGCUGUUUGUGGGGCAGAUUCCCCGGAAUCUGGAAGAGAAGGACCUCAAGCCUAUCUUCGAGCAGUUUGGCAAAAUCUAUGAGCUAACUGUGAUAAAGGACAAAUACACUGGCAUGCACAAAGGUGGGUCUCAGCCUUAAAACACAGGCUUUCCUUAGACAGAGAGCUGAAAACUAGAUAGGUAGACGUGUGACAUAAAGGCAGAUAGAUGGGUGGAUUUUCCUUUGCUGAGUGUCACAUAUCACCAUGGAAACUGUCACACCUCCUCCCGUCUACUUCUCCUGUUAACGCUUUGACAUGAGAGCAUGAAGACAAGCGAACAAACUCACUGACACAAAUAGGAGUCAGAAUUUACUACGAAAAGGAACCUGUGCAAAGCUGUGAUGAAGAGCUUUGGACACCAUGGUAUGAAGACAGCAGAACUGAGAGCCUCCUAAUGGUGUUAAUGAUUAGGUAGCUUGAAAUAAUGGCCCCCCUUCAACCAAAGAUAGGUAAUAAACAGUAGAAAACACAUGCACACACUGUUUCCAACACACACAUACACAUACGCACACACGCGCGCACUGACCUGGGGGUCCUGUGUGUUAUGAACAAGAUUAGGCUGUAUGCUCCAAUCAGUGUAAUGGCUCUGUAAGCCUGGGUGACACAGGGGAAAGAGUCUGUUGUUUUGAGAAUCCCCACGGCCACAGUAAGCCCCUCUUAAAAGCAAUGAGAUGGACCAUAAGAUGUGUGUGUGUGUGUGUGUCCGUGUGUGUGUGUGUUGUGUAUUUUCCCGUAUGUCGAGUCAUUCUUAGUUCUUCUGACGUACGUUUUGUGUGAAUGUUUUCUUCCUAAUCGUCAAAUCUUCUCUUCUUUACUCUGGCUCUACAUUAGUGUGUCUGGAUGCUAACCUACUGCUAAUCUUGUUGUCUUAGUGCUGGUGACAGGUGUAGUAAACAGCCCUGGCCAGCCAGCUCUGCUACCUACCCCUCCCUCACACACACAGACACAGGUACAGCACAUAGGAGAAACAGAGGGAGUGUAUUUGGAGUGAUCGUGAGGCAUGCAUAGUGGUUGGUAUAGGGAAGGAACUUGACUGUUCCCAGCCUGUGAGGCCUUGUUAGCCCCACGCACACGUCUGUGGUGCUGUCAUGUGUGCUGACUCGUGCCGUGACGUUUCUGAAAUGUGCCGUGCUGUGGAGUGUCCUUCUCUGCUCUAGAGUGCAUCAUCAUGGUGUUGUCAAGUUUAGUUACAGUGCAUGAUUUUAUAUUUCUAAGCUCUCGCACAGUAUUUCCACAGCAAUAGCUUGAAGUAGUUUUGAAGUAAACAGGGACGGCAUAAGAAAACAGGGACAUUUAAAUGAUUUAAAUUGCGUGUGACUGUGUGUGUGUGUUUUUGUAGGGGGUAAUACAGAGACAGAGAUAGAGAACGACAAAUAUUAGAGUUGCUUGCUGACCUUUUCUACCUUUACUUCUUUUUCUUUCUCUCUCUCUCUGUCUCUUUCUAUCGGACAGGAUGUGCGUUUCUGACGUACUGUGCCAGAGAGUCAGCGCUGAAAGCUCAGAGCGCUCUUCACGAGCAGAAAACACUACCAGGGGUAAGUACACACAAACACACAUGUAUGUAUGUUUACACCGACACAUCCUCAAACUUAUGCAACAAUGCACACAAGCACGCACAUACGCUCAAAUCACAAAAGCACCCCCCUCCUCACACACACUCAAAUACACACAGAUGCUGCCAACUACACACACGCGUACACAGAAGCGCUCAGAUCAGUAUGUGUGUGUGUUAUUGGAAGUUCAGCUCCCAUUAGUAACACUGUGACAUAACUCAGCAGCCAGUAGGCGUCUUGCUGCUAAGGACAAACACUACCUCUCACAGGAGACACAUAGGGUCUGCGGGCAUUAUCAUCUCCAUUUCUCUGUCGCUCUCUGUCUCUCCAUCUCUCCGUCAGUCCCCUCUCCUGUUACCCUCCGGUGAUAGCUCCCGCCUGGAGAGAGUGUGUAAUUAAUGUAGCCGUUCCCCUUUGUCUCAUCUCAGUCUCCCUCAGUCUCUCCUGUGAGGGAUCGUGUGCUGCGGCUGGGCUCGGGGUAGGACACUGUUCAUUAUGGAUGGGGCACAGUGCAAGAUUCGCGUCUGUCUCUUGGGCUGUACCUCUCUGUCGCUCUUUCUCUAUUUUUUUCCCUCUCUGACCUGGUUUCCGCUGCACUCAGAGGCUGAUAUUUACAGUAACUGUUUUGGGAAAUUGAGCGUUUCAACCUUUUUUUUUUUAACUCUUCUACUAAGCGUACAGAGGGUGCUUUGAUAGUAUGGGGUGUUUUGUAGGGAUGAGGCUGACAUUUUGCAGCAGUUGUAACAAAAUGUACCUUCAAUGUCUCUGUUGAGUAUUUUCCAUCUCGCUCUUUCUGUCGCCUUGCUAUGAUCAGAGUUUCAGUUUCUGCACCUUCUCUGCAAGCUGGGGUGUUGAUAAGAUCUCUGUGAGAAAAUGGUUGGAAGAGUGCCUGAAAAGAAGGCUUUGGGGGAGGGGAAAUGUUCUGAAACACUCCAACACAAAUCCCCGCGUACAUACAUAUUUCAAUCACGCAUGCUUCCCAUGCUGCUGGAGCAUGCUUCAUACUAACGCAGCAUGUUAAUAAUGACAUUAAUCCAAUUAGGGCCCACUAAGGAGUCUGACCUUUCUACUGUCUACUGAGUCCCAUUCCUCUUUCCUGCGCUGCCCUUUGUCCUUUGACUCAUUCUCUAACAUUAUCCGCUGGCUUUUACUUCAUCCUUUCCUGUUUGUGACAUCAAUAACAGGAUCCUUGCAGGAGAAGAUAGUUUGCAGCACACUUCCAGAUUAAUUGUGAUAAAUAUUCUUGGAGACUUGGAGGAAACAUUUGCGAGGAGCAUACUCGUUAGCAGUAGAGAUUUGCUUAAGAGCCAGCACACACACAAUCAGAGGCCCCACUCCCUAGAGGAAGAAUAGUGCUGAAAUGAGGGUGUGGCGAUUGUGUGCUGGUUUUUCAAUAAGACUGGACUGUUAAUGAGCAACAUUAUUGGCUUUUCUCGAUUAGGAGUAUCUUGCUUUUCUAUUUGAGCCUUACAGAAGAGCAGUAGUAUCCCUUACUCUGUUUGGAAGUCUUUGCAGUGAACAACUUGCAAAAAUAUAAACAUUUAUGGUUGAUGAAUGACAAUAAAUUGAGCACAGAUGUGCACAAAGUCACACAGAAUCAUAGAUUUUUUGACUCAUUUUCCAAACAAUGUAGUUACGAUUUUAAUUACCAGUUAUUUUCGUGAUUAAGCAAUAAAUCAUUUAAGCACUAAUUGUUAGAGAUGUGAAAAAUGGAUUUUUCCCAAUUUUGAAAAUUGUUUUGUCAGGAUAUUCUCAGAAGUAAAUGUGUUUUUAAAUUGCCUCUUUUGUCUGGAAACCACAGACUUUUCAUCAACUCUUAUUAGAAACAAAGAAAAGAAGCAAACUCUCAUAUCACAGAGGAGGAAAACAGCAAAUGUUUGGCUUUUAUUACUUGGGAACGAACAGAAAAAUUAAUCGAGGAAAAUAGAUUUUAUUCUUCUUUGAUCUACAAUUAAUCUAGUAAAACAGUGCGGCUUAGAGGAACGAGACAGAUCUUUUCUCCAAAUAUUUCCAAAGCAGUGUCUUUGUUUUAGCCUGAAGGCUGCCUCCUAGUCCUCCCCGUCUCUGCUGGAAAGUUUCACUCCGCUAUCACUUACCUCUACCUGUCUAUAUCCACUCUCUAAGCUGAGCAUCUUCUUUCUCCUCCCUUUUCUUGUCUUCAACCAUUUUUGACAGGAUUUAGAAAUGACUUCAGACCGUUUCUUUUCCCUGUCACAUGUCUACUCCAUUGUCCAAUUCUUUUCUUUCCCAAAGAAUUGCUUUUUAUCCCUCCUUUACGCCUCCUUUUCUUUUUUGUCCACUAACCCACUAUGCUGUCCCUCUUUCUAUUUUAUCUCUUCUUCCCCUUCAAAUCCCCUCUGUCCUCUGUUCAACUCCUCCCCUCACAUCCCCCAGUUUCCUUGCACCAGUAAAAUAUUACAGAAUGUUCUCUUCUCUACGCCCAGCCCUGUCAUCGCUCGCUCCUCUUCCUCCCUAAAAUCUCUUCAUGGUAUCCUUCUUUCAUCCCCCCCUCUUCUCCUCCUACUGUCUUAUACUCGUUUUUUUCCCUCACUGCACACUCACACUUCCUCCUCGGAUUCUCAUUUCACAGUCAUUUAUGGUAACCCUUCUUCUAAGUCCUCCUCUCGACGUCAGUCCUUUCUCGCGCUCUCUCCAUCACCCUCCUCCCCCCCUCGCAGUUCCUCUACCCCUCGUCUCAUUUCCCCUCCUCUUGAUUAGUUGACCCUUUUGACCGUUUCACACCCCCAUCUCCUCCCUCUCCUCCCUCUUCUUUCCCCGGCUCCACUUGUUAAGCUGCAUGAUUAGUUUCUCACAAACUCAUUUUCAUAGUCAGAUCCCGGGCUUGCAAUGGGGCAAGAGGGACACGGAGGUGUGUGUGCAUGCAUACAUGUGUGCGUUUUUAAUUGCAGAUUCUGGUGAAACGUCAGGCGGCUCAUACAAUUUUAAUGUGGCUGUAGCAUCACACGCUCAUACAGAUGUGUUUCUCUUCCUAUGCCGGUGACAAGUCUGAUGCUGCAGAGCUCUUCUGCCGCUUCUGUCUGCCACUCACUGAUGGGAUUUAACGCUGAUUUAACAGUUCCAACCAGCCAGUAGAGAAAAGAGACAAACACAGAGAACUUCAAAGAAACUAUACCCCACUCAAAAACCCUGCUAGCUGCAGCAGGGGCAGUCGACUGUUAGGUCGGAAAAUGAGGAAAAAGGGACAGAGGGAUUGAGAGAUAGAGCGAGAGAGAGAGAUGAACAGAUGGCCUUAUCAGAGUGUCCUGUGCCUUGUGUUUAAUUUGGACACAGAGAGGAAAGAGAAGCACAGAGGGAGCAUGAGAUGAAGCGAGGGAGAGGAAGAGACUUACAUUAUAUUAGUCACAGUGGCAGAAAUUCAACAGCGGAACCACAAGCAAGUCCCACUGUCGUGCACAGAUGUUUCGGUGUAUUAGAUGUGGUGCUGUGAUUCCCUCUGGGAUGCAUCCACAUGAAAGAGCUCAUGUUUUGCUGCCGCACAUCAGUGCUAAUUUGCACUUGGAAAUUGAAUUUUUUCAUCCUUUUUUGCAUGCAGGGUUCGCACUUAAUGGAAAUAAUGAGGGAAAUAUCCUCUGAGAUAAAUUUUUUUUGCUGUCAUAAAUGUGUUUUGGGGGGCUUACCUUGUCGAGGCUAAAAUAGUAGAAGUAUGCAUAAUAUUGUGAAAUGAGUGUACAGGACACACAAGAACAAAAACAACACACGAAGGAGUGUGUGUUAGAUUUGGUUGAUUCAGUCACAUUGGAAGAUAUGUUGCACCGCCGGCUAUUGUCCUGCUAAUUCAGAGGGUCGGUGGCAGGAGGCUGACGGCAUGUGUCUGAGGUCAGAGGUCAGGGCUAACCGUUGAGUCUAAUCGCUGAAAAACUUUCCGGGGACAUUUAAAGGGACAUCACCACUGCUUAUACUGUUUGGACAACCUUUAUGUGGCACAAUACAUCUGAAAGAAGGGUUUGGAUUUGUCUACGAUGAAAAAUAUAGAACCGUAAUUAGUUUUAAUGCAUUUUUCAAUAACUCAGGAGUAAUUUCAUUUGGGUAACAAUUACCCAGGCAGAGUUGAAUCCUCAUAAUCUAAGAAGCAGCUACAAUAAUCAUCAUUCACACCCUGAAAGGGGUUGAAGAAAACCCAUGUACACCAAAGAAUCACAAUAUUUUGUUUUGUGAUACUGAUGAUUCUCAAAAAGAUCGAAUUGUAGUUCAUGUACAAUGAUAUUUUUUUCAGCCUUGUUUUUAGCCUUUUUCUUAGACUUCUUAAAAACAAGUUUUAUAUUGUUGGAUAUUACAGGGACUGAUAAAUACCACUGCAGACCCCAGUUUUCAGAUUACAGAUAAAAAGAGGAUUAAAUGGGAACCAUUUGUGAUGUAUUUUUAUUGUUUAGUUACUUUUACUCUUGCAGUUUUCUCUAAUUAGAUUCAGAAAUUACUUUUCUUACAAUAUCACAAAAUGUUCCAGUACCUUGGACAGUAACCCCUGUAUCAUAACACAAACUGACUCACCAGAUUACAGCAGAUAGGAACCUUUACCCAGAGCUCCUGCUGAUGUUUUUAGGUAAAAAGCACUGACUAAAAAAAUAUUAUUCUGAUAACUUUUGGAAAACUUUAAGUUGUUUCAACCAUUUGUAGUGUAUUUUGUCAUUUCUAUCAAAAUCAUUUCUAAGGACUCUAACAGAUCGGUGCAACAGAGAUGCCAGAAAAUGCAAAUGCACACACAGAAUUUGCUGUAAUCAGUCAUACAAAACUGUCCUUGCUUUAUCCUAAUCCCUCCAAUCCAUCCUUCCUCUUUCUCUCUCUCCCUCUGCUUGAAUUUUAACCUGGUAUCUCCCCCCCUCUCUUUUUAUCACUCUAUCUCUCCCAAGGCUACUACUGCUGUAUUUCCUCCCUUAUCUCCCCCCUUAUCUUUUCCUUUUGUUCUUUGCUGUUGAUAUCUCUCUCUCCAUUUAAUCUGCACUCUCUUCUCCCAGCGUUUAUCACUCCCUUCAUCUUUGUUCUACUUCAAACACAACGUUGGCCGACACACAAACGCACUCACACACACUCAUGUGGACACGAUCGUACACACAAACACAUUCGGGCACAUCUGUUUGGUCACGCUAGCAUCCGCAGAUCUCAGUGUAGGUGAAAUUAAAGUGUGAUAAGCAGCUUACCAGGUGUGUGUUGUCAUGCUCCACUGCUCUCCAGGCAGCACUCUGCUCCCUGUUCUUUGAUUAGAGCCAAACUGCUUGCACACACACACACACAAACAAAACCACACACACAAACACACACACACUUAUUUAUGCACACAUUGUUCUCCCCAUGACCACUUGAUGUCUAAUGAAUUAUUAAAAACGCAUGAAAAAGUGCCACGAGCAGUUAACAACAAAUGUAGUAGCAGAAGAUCAAUACACUUAUGAAAAAUAUAAUAAAAGUUUGUUGUUGUGAUAUUGAUUAAAUGCAUAUGGUAGGACAGCGUUCCUCGGGCCAUAAAUUGGGAUAAUUCUAUAGCUAUUGCGAGCUCAUGCAGAAGAUGAAUGCUUUUAUAUAUUUUAUUGAACCUGCUUGGAGAGGAGAUACAGUAGAUUCUUAAUUUAUGUUGGUGGCUGAAAUGGCUCUGUUUGUUUACAUGCACAGUUCAGACAUGCGUUGACUCGGCUGGGUACUUCCCAGAGGCAACCCAUUUACAAUUAAUGUGACAUUAAAGACAAUAGAGAUUCAUUUGCUUUGCAGCCGCAAAAAAAAAAAAAAUAUUGGAGCGUUGUUCACAAGCCUUUCUUUCAAGUACUCGGACCAAAGAACUCAGGGACCAAAGCUCUCUGUUGGUGCUGAACUUUUAGUGUUUCUGAUGUCUUUUCUGACCUCACAGACAAUAUUUUAAAGGGUUACAUGUGAAACUAGGGCUGAGAAUCACCAGUGGCCCAAUGAUACAAUAUUUUCAUGAUACUUGGGCCACGAUAUGAUAUUAUCAUGAUACUUGGGCCAUGAUAUAAAAUAUUAUCACGAUACUUGGGCCACAAUAUGAUAUUAUCAUGAUACUUGGGCCACGAUAUGAUAUUAUCAUGAUACUUGGGCCACGAUAAAAAAUUUUAUCAUGAUACUUGGGCCACAAUAUGAUAUUAUCAGGAUACUUGGGCCACGAUAUAAAAUAUUAUCAGGAUACUUGGGCCAUGAUAUGAUAUUAUCAUGAUACUUGGGCCACGAUAUGAUAUUAUCAUGAUACUUGGGCCAUGAUACAAAGUUAUCACGAUACUUGGGCCACGAUGCAAUUUUUAACAUUUUGCAAACAGUGAGUAUUGCAAUACAAUGUAUUGCGAUUUAUAUAGUUUUUUUCAACUGUUUAGCUAAUUUAGCAUUUGUCUUUCCUUUAUGUUUGCCUUAUUUACGCAGUAUUUUAUUUUCAUGUAGCACAUCUUGCAAACCUUUUAUAUAUUUGUUGUACUAACUUUCUCCUGCUCUAUGAUGUCACCUCUGCCAGCCUCAAUGGACAAACAGUUGAUUUUAUUUUUCCGUUAUCAUAGAUUUGACUUCAUAUUAGCAAUUAAUUUGAAAAAUUGACGAUACGAUAUAUCACCAGACAAAAUAUUGCAAUACUAUGCUGUAUCAAUUUUUUCUCCCACCCCUAUGUGAAACCAUUAAAAAAAUUUGUUACAGUUUUGAAUUUGCUGAAGAAGGUGGAAAAAGUCCAUGCCUGUUAAUAAAAUAACUUGACUUGACUAGGAGUCCCUCAGAAAAACUCAUAGUGGGUCACCUUUGUUGUAUAGAAUCUUGUUUGAGAUCAACUUGAGUAAAACCUCCAACAUGAUGCAAUUUCAUCUCGUUAGGUUGCCAUGUCCGCUGUGUUUAAUCUGGGAGGUUCCUCGCUGUCUCUUAACUUGUCUGUCAUCCUGCGUUUGUUGUUGAUGUGUAUUAAAGCCCCUCAGGACUUGUGACGUGUGCAUGUUGUGUAUGUUCAGUGUGUGUUUCCAUGUGGAAUCUAAGAUGCCUGGCAGGCAUCCUCCCUGUGGGGCAAAGCUAUGAUGAGCAAUUAUCCACUAGGGCGACUUAGUAGGCUAAUUUAGCAUAUUUAUGUGGUCAGCAGCACUGUUUACUAUUCCCCUUCACUGCUUACUGCUGCACUUUCAAUUUAGAACAGACCCCAGCUUCCUCUCUCAUUCACUCUCUCUCUCUGUCUCUCAUUUUCUCUCCAUCUCUUCCUCCUCUGCCAUCCCUCUGCCUCUAUCUCUCCCCGCCUGAUGGGGUUUGUGAUGUGUAUCGCUCCCUCCUCCCCCGUGCUGUUUCUCUAUUUUUAUCCUCACUGUGUGUGGGAUGGAAAGGGAGAAGAGGGACAGGUGUAGAAUCAAGUGUGUGUGCAUGUGUGUGCCAGCCGUAGAUGGAAAGAGGGGGUGCCAGAGAGAGAGAGAGAGGAGAGGGGGAGAGAAAGAUGGAGGGGGGUUUGCAGAGUAGAGGGGUGUUAGUGUUGGGUUGUGUACAGCUAAGACUGAGGGGGAUUUAGCUUGUUUGUUUUUAAACUAAGUCUUUGCUUUGUGUGACUGUGUGUUGAUACUUGCCAUAUAUGUGUGUUCUUGUAUGUGUGUGUGGGUAUAUGAGUGCACUUGUGCAUGCAACAUGAACAGAGAAAGAGUGCCUGCCUCAUAUUUCACCACAAAAUUGAGGCAGAAUCUAAUCAUAGCCUCAUAAAAGCCUGACCCUGGAGAGGGCCUGCCUCUUUAAGGCCUGACACGCACACAAAGACACGCACACACACACACACACAGGGGGACAUUUUGUAUCUUUGCCAGUUUGAAAAUGACGUUUGUGUGGACACAUGAAUACCAGGUUAUGUGAUUGUUCUCUGCCAAAUCUCAAUCUCUGUGACGCCGAGCUCUGAAGUCUCGCAAAGUUGACUUGAGUCCAUUUCACACACCAUCUGUUUUGUAAAUCCAGCCAGCUACAGAAAUCUGCAGGCAGUUUCCACGCUCAUGCAAUGAAAUGGCUCUUAAGUUUUAAUUAUCAUUCAUCAUUAUUGCAUCAGAUGCUGGACUUACAUGUGCAACUUAAAGCUGGCUUUAAACCUAGACUGAGGCACAGCAUGGGCAGCUUUAGUGUGCCCAUUUACAGUAAAUCCUGGAUUCACACAUGGCUUACUGCAAGCUGCACGCUUAAGGUGUUGAAUCCAGAAAUCAAGGCACGUCCAGUGGAAAUAUAUCUACAUCUAAAUUAGAGCCACACAUCUACACUAACAGAUAGUUUGAUUAAUUAUCAGAUACAAAAAAAAGGUGGUGUUUUGGUACGAUGUACUUUUCACGAAUAAUCAAGGAAUAGGACAAGAACCAAUAAAAAAAUUGUUUUCUUAAAAAAAAAAAAAAAAAAAAUCAGUGACCGUAAUGUGUACCCAUGUCUUAGCAUUUGCAUUAAAGUAUGUUUUUUAUCAAAUGGCAAAUAGCAAAGUUGUACAAGACCUACAGCAUUUCCCUCAGACACCUUGUCUUAGCAUGUAAAUUUAUACAUCUGCACUAAGCCGUAUGUACGUAGAGCAAGAUUCACAUUGACUGAGAGUGUGAAUGAAAGGGGGGCCAAGGGUGCUGAUGGAGCAGGGCCAUGAAGAGGGUCGGUAUGAAUAGGGUUGUAUAGACAGGGAGGGGGCAGGGUGAGACAGGGGAGGAGCAGAGGAGGUCGGGUUAGAGAGAAGGAGGAAACAAGACAAAAGUUUGCCAUAAUGAGCGUGGAAGAAGGGGCAGGCGGGUGGUGUGCAGAAGAAAGGCCUUUUCUGGGUGGUGGAGGAGAGGGGGGGAGUCAGGGUGCACUUGUGUCAGUUUAAACAGAGACAUCUGUCAGAGGGGGCCACCGUGUGUGUGUGUGUGAAAAAGAGAGAGUGUGUGUGUGUGUGUGUGUGUGUGUGUGUGUGUGUGUGUGUGUGUGUGUGUGUGUGUGUGUGUGUGUGUUUGUAUGUGAUUAGGCAGGCAAAGGCAUGACAGGACUUUAGCUGCACCUGGGGUGUGACCUCCUCUUUGAGGUCUCCUCUCUAACCACACUUCAACCUGCUGUCUAAAGAUAAUGGCCUUUUCACACUGACCACAGGGCAAAGCUGGAGCUUUAUUACACCAAAUUACUCUGUUGUAGAUCACCACACUUUACAAUGCUCCGUCCAACAGCAGAAGAAGAGAGGAGAAAAGGACAACAUGCCCUGUGUAGCCCUGUCCUCCCUGCUUCAUUAAGGACUGAUUUAGUCUUUUAUUAAUGACAUACUUUAGGCAUGUAUGUGGGAACAUGUAUGUCCUGGGGGAUAUAGCCUUAAAACCAAUAUCACCAUCAACUGAACAUUUGCCUCAUUUAGGAUCUUGUUUUGUUUUUGUUGUUUUCCCCCUCAUAUUCAUUGACUAGGUUCAUUUAUUUGUUUAUGGUUUAUUUGUUAGCGACAGAUGCAAUAUAAAUAGAUAAACUAGGAGCAGCCUUCCACUGCAAGUAUCUUAGAGUUAAUGGCAUAUGUUUAUUUGCAGCACCCGUCACCAGAAGGACUAUAAUGAAAUAAUGCAGAUUUAACUGUGAUGAUUUUUUUUUAAGUGGUUCAACUGAAUCCUUUUCAUUCUGUGUAGGGUUUGUAUGCACAUGUGUUAUUGACAGCUGCUUUGUGUAAGUGCUUGUUGCUAGGCAGGUGUCAGUCUCGCUAAUUUCCUAAACCACUGUUCAUUGAUUGGUGGUAUUACCAUUGGUGAUUGACUCGUGUUUGUUAAGUGUCUCUCGAAACAGUGGACACGAUAUUCUUCUUUGGUACAAGCUGCCUGAGUGGCUCAAGUCUUACAGUUCUCCUUCAGGGUCACAUGACCACACACAGAGUAGUAUUUUUAAGGGGACAAUGCAUCAGUGCACAAAGUGGAGAAAUCAUCAACCAAAUGUAAGUAUUAACAGACUUUAGAAAAUAGCAAAAAAAGAAACAAUUGACUUAAGCAAGAUUUUGAUUACUCUUCCAUCAGUCGCCCAGCUCUUGUAUAUGCAGCGUCAAAUGUCAAGAUUUAGGUUCAGUUAGAAUUUGUAGACCAGUCUGUUUAUUUUUAUGUUGGUUUUGAAGCAUAUUUUAAACAGUUGGAUGCAAAAUCGCGUUUCUUUUUUCUCUAUCUAGUGAAGAUUUUAAUGAUCGUAAGUGAGGUUGGUUCAUUUUUAAAGGACUCAUUGUAAAAACUCAUGAUAAAACUCAUUUCUGACUUUUUAUGAGCUCCCCUCAAAUUCUAAUGAAAGACAGUAAAGAUGUAAAAGCAGACAGUCUGCCCCAUUUAGCAGCAGGUGAAUCAAACAACAUUUACAGGACAAGCUUAGCAUUUCUUGGAUGGCUUAAGGUGUUAGAGAGAUCUUAAAAUACAGUCUUGGAUCCGAUCAGCGGAAAAUUAGCACCCUCAGCAGUGACUGCAGGCCCACAAAGUAUAUAUUAGGAGAUGUAAGUAUCUCUUAUGAGUUGUCCUAAAAUAAAAGAGAAGAUACACUUCUUCAGAAUAUGCUAAUAUUAAUCCAUUUUAAUGCUCAAAAGAAGUGAAAGUCAAUACGAGGCCUUUUUUUUUUACUUUCCAUUAAACCUUCAUGAGAAUUUGCAGCCAUUUACAUAAUUUUAUGAAAUCCUUCCUGACGCUGUAACUAUCUGAGCAUCCCAAAAAUGUGUCACUGCCGCUGUAUUGAAUGUAAUCUCACAUUUGCGAUUUUUGCAAUCAUGAAUUUGUAAGCCUUGGAGCAGCGUUUUAAUUCACCAGCUCAUUUCCCAAAGGACUUACACUCCCUAAAAUAGAAAGAAGGUCCAAGUGCAUAGGUCUAACAGUUAUCCGCUAUAGUGCUGCUGGAUUAUGUUGGACUAAAUCCAAAGGAUCAAAUUUCAGUGAGUGCUCCACCGCUGCAUGCAGAAUGCUCUCAUUGGGGUUUGACAAAAACAGCAUAAUAUUAUAGGGAUCAACAAGGUAGUUAGUUCUGCUUUAUGCAUGGUUUGAUGCCAUUACUAUGCAGAGUGAUAAAGACAGACAGAGAGGGAGCGAAAGGAGAGAGCAUGUUGGUAAUCCAUGCUCCAGUAGAGAGGCUGAUGAAGGGUUAACUGCCAGAUAAUGUAUUGAGUGGAGGAGAAGGAGGGCAGACUUCUCAGGUGUGAAGAAUGGAAUGAGAGAGACACUGAGAGAGAGAGAGGGAGGGAUGAGAGAAGGGGGAUGGGCCACUCACAAGCUUGUAUUAUGGUUGCAGGCCCCCCGUUGCCAGGCAACGGAGCAGAGCAAGAUGCCAGGUUGCUAGGUAACCUGAGAGAUGCAAAGCUUAGCUGGGUGUGAUAUAGUGAGACGAGACAGAGCAGAGGUGGGGUAGAGCUGUGCUGCUGGCUUGCUCCACCCUCACACCCACUCUCUCUCUCUGUGUUUCACAUGUCAAUGUCUAGAUCCAGCUGUGGAUCCGAACUGUAAUGAAGUUUCAUCAAGGAGACAGGGCGUGCUCCAGUGUGAGGGCCAGGUCUAAUAAAAUGUAAACACACUGACAAACACACAACAGCUUUUAGAGCCAUUCUGGCACUGAUGUUUAGAUAAAGAAGAAUCAUUCAUAAAACAGAUGUAACAUCAAAUACUGCUCAUUAAACUGGUUUUUAUGACAUGACACAGUUAUGUGAUGAUAAAGGACUGAAACUGUUUAUUCAUAUUUCUGGUACCAGUUUAACUCCUGAUCAUUUGAUUUGCUUAAGUGUUAUUUGUUUUAGCACAAGAGAAAAGGUUAAUAGUAAAGCGUUGAAUUGUCAUUUUCAGUGCACACUGUGAUUAACUUAACAUAUUUAAAACUAAAGGUUUUCACUAUUCCAUUGGUUGUGGUUGAAAAUGUUAAAAGUACUAGUAAAUAUCAGCUGAGUGACAGAAAUCAAAUCUCUCUACAAUCUCUCAUUUAUGUUCCACAAUGAAAUAUGUAUUUAAAUUAAAUAUGUAAUAUAAAUGUGUAUAUAAAUUCUCUGAGCUCAAUUUAUUAUUGGUGGAAAAAUUCAUUGAUGUGACCCUGGUCCUGAUUCUGGUUGCAUUACUUCCAUACAAAUCCAUAUUUAAUUGUCAAUAUCUUCUGAAAACACCAAUAACCAUACCCAAGGCUUAUAAGACAUCAUGUCAUAAGUUAUCCUGCGACCCACAUCCACGAUAACAUCAAAGUGAUUCAUUAUUGAUAUUGUAGUUUUAAGUAUUACUAGCAUUAAAACGCCAGAGGGCAAUUUCACUAUUAAUGGAGUGGAAACAAUAGACCUCUUUAUAUUCAUCAUCUUUUUAAUGAUUGUGCAUCCACUCUCAUUGGUUCUUAGGUUCUGCACAGAGAUUCUACCUUUUUCGACCCAGGAAAUUAUAUGACACAUGAAUAAAGUUUUAUGUGAAAAAAAAUCUAACACGACAAAGGGGACAUAUAUGGGUCAUUACUCUUGCUACUUAGCUCGUUUAAGGUUUUUGCAAAGUCACCAUGCUGGCUCACUCUAAUGAGUUUGUACAGCAUAAGCAAUGAUGGAGAAUAAGGGCAAAGUGAAAGAGAAGGGGAUAAAAACCGAGAAGGAAAUGGAUGGAAAACGAUGAAAAAGCAGGGAUGCCCAUGUCAUCGUCAGGAAGGGGAUGGGGGGAUUAUGGAGCUGAGAGUGGAAAGAGGGGAAAUCAAGGAUGGAGUGGAGGGAAAAAGGGAGAGAGAGAAAGAGAGAGAGAGAGAGAGAGAGAGAGAGAGGGGAAUAAUGCUAGAUCGUGGAAAGGGGAUAAAAAUAGUUUUCCUUUCUUGUGCACUCUGGAAAAUGGACAUCUGAAAUUGUGUGGAUGGAGUGUUCCAGAGGAAGAUGAAGGGGGGAAGGGUGAGUGAGUGACUGAGUGAGUAAGUGAGUGAGUGAGUGAGGGGAAGAGAUAAGAGAAAGUGACUGUACACACAUGCACACACAAUAGUCUUUUGUCACGCUAGAAUUACUUUAUAUUUCUGUUUGCGUGAACAUUUGUUAGUAUUGCCCUCUGAUGCUUCGAUGUCAUCAAAAAGGGAUUGAAAGACCAAAAAGAUAACAUUGAUUUAACACUGUACUUUAAUCCAUGUUCCAGAUCGUGCAUGUACACACACAUUUACAUACGCACACUUCCCCCUACCCUCAUGAUGUGGCGCAAUGGUUUGUUCCACUGAUUUUGUGUAGGUGGGGGAGGGGGGUGAAUACGAUUUGAUUGGAUAAUCCAAGGAUUUAAUAUCCCCUAAUCCUGGCACAAUCCUCUCUGCAUUACUGCAGGGAGUAAGAUUAACUGUAUGUGUGUAGUAUGUGUUUGUUUCUGCAUGCGCGAAAAGGGCGGGCAGGGUGCUCUGGGAGCGAGGAAAAGUGUGGUGUACACUGUGUGAUGAGUGCAUGUGUGUGUGUGUGCAUAUGUGAGUGUCAUAUACUGUGUGUGUGUAUUUGUGUUGGCACCACAGCAUGCAAAUGGAGCUGUGUUUGCAUGCAGAGUCUGGUCAGGCGUGAGUACGAGUGGACGUGCCUCAGCCGAGCGUGAGUGGUCAUGCAAGCUCACACAAGAUCAUAUAUCACAUAUCUGGCCCUCAUGCAUGGCUGAGCUGCUGCUGCUGCUGCUGCUGCUGCUUCUCACAUAUGAAUCCUUGGUCCUCAGAGAUACACAAACUCUCAGCAAAGGCUUCUUAGUAUGCAGCAGGACAGAUCAAACCAUGCUACAGUAUGAAGCCGGCUCCUUGUAGGAGCGCACGUUUGCAGAUGGUUACUGUUGAUUAAGUCUUAAUUGGAACGUGAGUAAUUAGAGGAUAAUUUGACUUGAAAGGAGCGUGAGGCUGUUCAUGUGUGUUGGAGUAUAGAAGGAGAGAAAAGACUGAGUAGAGUACAGUGUGACUGACUAGUAGGGACUGUACUUUAUUUGCAUUUUUCUCUCAAGGCUCAAGGGAAUUUUAAUUACUCUACUAUAAUAUAGAUUCAGUUCCCUCACCUUCUCCUUCUCCAUGUCUUCGCUCAGAGCCAAAUCACACUUAUUCCUCCCUUCCCACAUCUUAUUCUCAUAAAUUUUCCGUCCCGUUCAUUUUGUUCUCAUACAUUUUUACUAAUACUCACGGCUCAUUUGUCCCUGGAGAUAAAGCGGGUUAAGAAAAGAUAAUGAAGAGGAGAGCACGGAGCCAGCAAAGCGCUCCUCCAGCAUUAAAUUCUUUGUUUACCCGAAGAGCACAGCAGUCGCCCUUGGCAACCAGCAUCCUUGUUUACCUACCCAGUAUGCCGUCAUAUGAUUGCCAUGACAACAAGCGGGUUGCCAUGCCAAUUUUCCGAUGCCAUUGUGUUGUCUUUGUAGUGGCAGUGUGCACCCUCACCUGCCAUCUUGUGUUCAGACUCUCAGCUUUUUUUCUCCAUCAUCACCUGCUUCUUUUUUUUUUACAGCAUAAUAUGAAUUUUAGAUCAGGUGGUUACCUUGUCAGAAACGCAAAGGUCAUUGUAGUUCAAGCAAAUACACACACUCUCACACACUCACAAACAUUCUCAGAAACACACUGAUCAGCUUUGAUUGAUAAGCCGUAGUUGGCAAUCAUUAGGUGCCCGUGUUCGUCCUGUUUUACGAUCACAGGGAUGAGCUUGAAUAGGCCUAAUGAGGGAAGAAAUGGAAGAGGUGAUGGAUGGAGAGACGGGUAGAGAAAGGGUUAGUGGACACAAAUCUCGCUACAAUCAGCCCGCGCUACAACACGGCCCCGAAUCAAUGAACAAGACGGGACUGAUCGAUGAGUUGAUAGCAGAAGAUGGAUGGCAGCGUGGAUGGACAGCAAUAGCACCAGAUCUGGGAUAUGAUGGAUGGAUGGAUAGAUAGAUGGAUGGAUGGAUAGAUAGAUGGAUGGACGAGUGGACAGUGUUCAACUGAAAGGGUGGGUUGUGUGAAUUUUCUGUACAUUUUACUCUAACGCUGAUAGCCCCUGUCAGUUCAGGUGUGUAAGUGGAAAAAAUGAGCGCUCCUCCUGCAGCGGAUCUUAGGUGUGUGAUUCUCUUGUACUCUGAGUGUAUGUGUGUCCGUAUGAUGGCCUUGCACGGAUCAAUUCCUCUGUGGUGACAGCUAAGAACUGAUUAAUCAAAUGUAUGGACCAGUCCCUCUCUGCUCUGCCCUCUCCUCAAUUACCAGCUUCAUUACAUUGCCUUAACACCCCACUGGGACCUUUCUCCAGUCCUCCUCCUCCUCCUCAUCCCCUCUUUGCACAGCCUCCCUCCUCCUCCUCCUCCUCCUCCUCCUGUUUGCCUUCUAUCAUCCUGUGUUCCUCCGUCUCAGUUUUUCUCCUCUGUGUCUUUGAAUAACACUCGCAAAAUACAUCAUAUGUUGAUGCAAAUCAGUAUCUGACUGGCUGCAAGACAAAGUGCAUUUUUGUCUUUGUUGUGGGGAAGUUGAGGUUAAAACUGACACCCGAUGAUAACAGUGUUUAUAUGAAAGUAAAGAAAUGCUGCUGAAUGCUUAGAGAGGAAAAUCAGUGUCAAAUCAGUGUCCCUCCAGAUCUCCUUCACCUUCCUUCUUGCUCCGUUUCAUUUGUCUUCACUCAAUUCCUCUCACCCCUUCCCUCUUUUCAUCACCAUCAUACUGCAGCCCUUCUCCUCCCCCACCCCAUCCCCCUGGCAUUAACACUGUCUCAUGGCUUCAGUACUAUGACUAAGCAAUGUGUGUGUGACCGUGUGCAGUAUGCAUUUGUGGCAAACCUGUGCGCCUGCAGAUUUUACAUGCACCGAGGGGCUUCUAAGAGCACACACAUGCACAAGUUAGCAAAGAUUUCUGUGGUCGUGACAUUUUUUUUUUAGACAGUUGGAGUCACGACUGAAUCACGCCCCUCUCCUCCCUCUCUUUCUCCCUCUCAUGGUUCGUUUUGAAUCAUCCUCUCAGGGGCAGCUUUGCUUUCAUCCUCCCACUCUCUGUCUCUCUGUCUCACUCCUCAUUUAAUGCCUCUUUUUCCAUCCAUCCCAUUCACUCUCUCCGUUCCUCUUGGCCUUCCAACCUGCCCUUUCCAAGCGGCCGAAAUCGGUCGGGGGUCCCCCAGGCUUCUCAAUUUCUCUGUUCCUCGUUCUCCAUCCUUUUAUUUUUAGCUGACUGUGCCUGUUCCCUUCACACACUUGUCAUAUCAUCCUACUACAAUAACCCCCCCCCCACCCCCACCCCCACCCCCAACCCCACCCCCACUCUCUCACUCUACUCUCUAUCUCAAUCUACUCUUGUCCCUCAUCUAAUCCAAAGUUCUUGUGUAAUCCAGAUCAGCUGGCCUGCAUUCUUAAUCUCGUCACUUCUCAAUCCCCCUUCUCCAUUCUAUGUGUAUGUGUGUGUAAGUGUGUGUGUAAGUGUGUGUGCCAGAGUUAGACAGAUAGUAAGAUUGUGUGUUUUGACAAAGAAAGAGAGCAGCUUGGGACAGAGUUUGGACGCACCUGUCACCUGCUGACCUUGAUUUAUCAGUGGCGUAAAAACACACGGACAAACACACACACACACACACACACACACACACACACACACACACACACACACAGUAUCUAUAUUGUUCAAGUUUGUAGAUUUUCCUUAUUUAAAAUUUUGACUUGUUGCUUGAAAGAUUUGGCAACAACACAACAAAAAUAAUUAUCUUGUCGUAAAUGCAGCGAUACUUUUCAACGAAGAAAAUAACCUUUUACUUUUUGGGAUAAAAGAUUUCUCUUCUUAAUGGGAAUGUGUUUUUUGUCAUUUAAUGCAAACAAAGUUGAAAUCUGGUAAUUUUACGACAGCCUAUCUUAACGAAAAUAUUCAACUUUUUAAACUUUGAUUUGAGUAAAAAACUUAAAGUUUGUUUUUGAUGAAAUCUACUGACAUAUUAUUAAUGAUGGCAUUAAUUUCCAAUUUUACAAACACAACAUAUCACCUGCCCUUGUGUGGCUUUAUCAAAGACGGGCCUCUGCUCUAUUGAAGUGAUCUGUUCCAUUCAGUCGAGACCUUUAUUUGCAUUUUAUCAACUUUAUGUUCAAUCAUUUUCCAUAAAAAAACACAAAAAAGAAACGAUCUGUUUUUAUCUCGACCAUGUGAAAUAAAAACAAUCAUAAUAAAGAAACACAAACCUCUUUGGAAAAGUUACAUUCCUUUCAUUAUUUUCACACAUUUUCCUUUUUAGAGGAAAACGAACCUCUGUCCAAAAGUGUCAGGGCCCUUAUGUUUCUUUCUUCAAACAUCAAAAACUUAAUCGACUUGCCCGGAUCACUUCUUGAUAGCUGAGUGAUUUUCUGGUCCUCCGCCUCUGUCAAUAGAAGAGAUGUCCUGUGCUAAAGCAAAUAGAGAGAACUGUUUGUGUCGACCAUCUGUGUUUAUGUUCCUUCUUGGUUGUCCCUCAGAUGAAUCGGCCAAUCCAGGUGAAACCAGCCGACAGCGAGGGCAGAGGAGGUGAGACAUGCACCUAAAAAUAGCACACGCACAAACACACACACAUUUCAGUGUGUCAGUGGUCAAAGCUGUUGACUUACUUGGACCUCUUCUUUAAGUAAAUACACUCUCACGUACAUGUUGAAAUCACUAUUCUCCACUCCCCUCCAUUAUCAUUGACUGUGGUCAAGACUGCACCCUGCUGGACACAAAUGGUAGCUUCCAUCUAAAGACAGAUCAACUUCUAUUCACACUGACUCUAUAUUCUUAUCAAAUGAAAUACGACCAGACAUGAGGUAAUAAAAUUCAUUUCAUAUCCUCCUUUCCUCUUUUUUUUUUUAAAUUAUGAUUCUCAGAAGACAGAAAGUUGUUUGUGGGCAUGCUGGGAAAGCAACAGAGUGACGAGGAUGUCAGAAGGCUGUUUGAGCCUUUUGGAAGCAUAGAUGAGUGCACUGUGUUGAGAGGGCCCGAUGGGACCAGCAAAGGUAAAAGACAACCUGCAUGUAGAUGAAUUAUCUUAUUGCAUUUAGCGCUACACUGUAAUUUAACAUUGUAUGUGUGUGUGUGCUGAAAGUGACUUUGUUUCGUUUCAGGGUGUGCUUUUGUAAAAUUCCAAGGACACGCUGAAGCCCAGGCUGCCAUCAACAGCUUGCAUGGAAGCCGCACAAUGCCUGUAAGUUGCAUGUAUGGGAUUACAAGUGAUUUAAAACAGUCACACAAAGGGUGAGCACACAUUACAUAAUGGUUAUAUGGCCUUCAAGGCUAUGUACAUAAAGUCACAUGGCAGAAUCUACUCCAGGAUGACCUCACUAUGAUCAUACAGAGGAAAUUGAGGCAGAAGCUGCACAGAGACAUUAAAACACGGAGGAGGAAAACACAUUACUGCAGCUGAAACUUUGCAUCUGUCUUCAUCCUUUAACCACACAGGGAGCGUCGUCCAGUCUGGUGGUGAAGUUUGCAGACACAGAAAAGGAGCGGGGGCUGAGGAGGAUGCAGCAGGUGGCUUCCCAGCUCGGCAUCUUCAGUCCAAUGACCCUCAACUUCCCCGCCUACAACGCAUACACGCAGGCAGUCAACGCGCAGGCAAGCAGUGCACCAAUGCAUAUACAAAACACUCACUGCCUCACACACACAUGUACACACUAAGUUUUUAAGGGGAGUGCUGUGCUUAUGAAAGGAUGUAAUAAGUUUGAAGAGGCUAUCAGUGGUCUAAUUGGGGAUAAUGUUAUUACACAGACAACAGAACAUACGUCAUCUGGCAUUAGCUUUCCCGCAACACACAACCAUUAACCCACUGACUCAGGACAUAAUGGCCUUGUAAUUAGAUCUCUAUUCAUCUGUUCCUCCAUCACUCCUUCUCCAUGUCCCUCCCUCUCAUUUUUCCCCCCCUUUUAUGUCUCUCUCUCUCUUUUCCCCAUGUCUACUUUACUGUUUUCUGUCUUACCCUCUUUUUUCCUCCAUAUUUUUCCUUCCUUCUGCCCCCCCCUGCUGUUCUUCCUCAAUCCCCUUCCUCCCUAUUUCUGUCUGUUUCCUUCCCUGUCUGCAGCUUGUCCAACAGCAGGCCCUGGUUGCCCAGUCAGCCUACUUGUCUCCUGUGGCAACAGUUGCCGCCGUACAGAUGCAGCAGAUGGCAGCGCUCAAUGCCAACGGAAUCAUUGCCACACCCAUUACACCCAUCACACCGUCCUCGGGUAGGCUUACACAUGCCGUGCAUUCUCAGUUACACUUUUGAGUAUUGUUAUGUUUCUAAGGAGUAUUUAAUAGCUGUGAAUUUGAACUGGAGUCACUGAACUAAUAGAACUGCUUUAAGCAUUUAAAAAAGAGUGCACAAGAGAGAAAGAGAGGCACUUACAGAAAUUUAAUAUGUCACCUUUGUUUGUAGGUACAAACACUCCGCCAACUAUCGCAGCAACACCUGUACCAGCUCUUCCUCCUCCCAUGGGAGUGAAUGGUUACAGCAGUGUGCCCGCUCCCACUAAUGGACAGCAAGCAACAGAAGCACUAUACACCAAUGGUGUUCACCCAUAUCAGGGUAAGUUCCUAAACUCUCAGAAGCUUGCAGGUGCAGCUGUUGAAAAGUGGAGGAUGUUUUAUCUCAUAAAUAGUAUUUUUCUUCUUUUUCUUUAGCUCAGAGUCCAGCAGCAGCCCUGGACCCUCUACAACAGGCAUAUGCAGGCAUGCAACACUACACAGGUUGGUGUGUGGACAGAUUCAAGCGCUGACCAGAUGAUGCAAUUUUGCUCGAGUUCCUAAAUCACUUCACAUGAAGUAAUGAUAUAAAGUAACGGAAGCAAAAGAAGCAAAUGGAUAGACAAAGAAAUGGUUAAAAGAAAAUAACUUUGUGAACAGGCAUACAACCAAAAUGUAAACAAGUGGAAAGAAAAUGAAGCUCAGCUAAUGACACCUUCUCACUGCCUCAUGUUGCAUGUUAAUGUCCUCAUUUAAGAGCACUUCAUUUAUCAAAUUGCUUCACAUACGCAGAAGAGACCCCAUUUUUGCUGUGUUAAUUACAACUGUCAUUGACAUUACACCUCAUAAGCAUUAAAUAUCAUGUCUUAGUCAAAUUAAUAUGCAGAUGAGCAGACAGUUCAUGUAAUAGCUUAAUUUACAACUCUUGGAAAUGAGGACUAAGAAAGUCAAACUGUCGGAUUUCAGUUUGACCGCCUUUUGUUGGAGGUUGGAUUCGUCUGAUUGAAUUUCUGUGAUUCACAAAGCACACAGUACUGUCUGGUGACAAUGUUUAAAGGCUAAUCACACAUUGACACCAUCAAGUCACACCUAUGCAUACAAAGGUCAUUCCAGUGGACUUAAGGUGAACUAUACUGCGUGGAUACCAGACUUAGACCAACACUUAUUGUUUAGACUCGCUCCAUUUAACUGAUACAGUUAAUAGUUUUAACCUUCAGCAGGAGACGUCUCAGUUCAAGUGAAAAGGCUUGAUUGGAUGCUGCUGUGUUGCCACCUGUUGUUUUUACCCAAUCACACUUUGUUACUGUCUCUCCCAAUAGCAGCGUACCCUGCUGCCUACGGAUUGGUCGGGCAGCCGUUCCCCCAGCAGCCAACACUGGUUGCCCAGCAACACCAGCAGCCCCAGCAACAGCAGCAAAGAGAAGGUGAUGUGACUUCCUGUCUGUCUGGGGGCCACACCCCUCUCGCCAGUGAUCCUGUUUAAAGUUGUUUAUCAGAAGGGUUUCACUGCAUGACAUCAUUUAUCAUACACUGCCUAAUGUGUAUAUGUGCAUGUGUGUGUCUCAGGUCCAGAGGGCUGUAACAUCUUCAUUUACCACCUGCCUCAGGAGUUCAGUGAUUCUGAGAUGCUGCAGAUGUUCCUGCCCUUUGGCAAUGUCAUCUCGGCGAAGGUGUUUGUUGACCGAGCCACCAACCAGAGCAAAUGCUUCGGUGAGACAUGCAGACAGUGGGGGAGGGAAGACGGGGAGAAGUGGGGAGAGCAGAUGUACUGGAGACUCAAAAGGACAAGGAAAACACAGGGGUGACUUUGUGUUCGAUGAGAUAUUGCGUCAGUUUUAUUAUCCAGUCUUUAGUACAUCGAGACAAAAGGACUGUGUGAAGAAAAACUUUGUCUGUUACAAAAUGUACAAAGUUUUUUUUCCUCCCUCCCUAGGAUUUGUAAGUUUUGACAACCCCGCCAGCGCUCAAGCUGCCAUCCAGGCCAUGAACGGCUUCCAGAUCGGCAUGAAGAGACUGAAAGUUCAGCUUAAAAGGCCCAAAGAUGCCAACCGCCCAUACUGAGUGACAACUGAGAGGAUGAAGAAGUGAUGAAAUAGAGGUGAGAGUGUGGUGAACAGGUGAUAAGUGUCAUGUAUAAAGAGAAGUGAGUUGUAUGUUGGGGAUAAGGAGGAUGAAAUUAGCUCAGUGAGAAAAAAAAGGGAAAAGGGCUGCAUUAGGUUUUGCACUGAAAUGCUAAUUUAUGGUACUACAUUAGAAAGAGAAAGCUAAACAUGACACAACAAUGAAUGAAAGUUGGGUAACUGGUGUAGAAAAACAACUUCAUCAACCCAGGAAAAAAAAUACUAAAAUAUUGUUUUCCUUUUUAUUUUCUAUCACAAUCUUAUUUAUUUUCUUUCCUGCUGUUUUGAUCUUUUCCUGAAACGGCAACUUACCUCACCCAAGAACCUUCCGUCCAAUCAUAAUUCACGAGGACCCCAUCGCUAUGGCAAUGGUUGCCUAGUGACUGAUAAAGCCCCGACCCCCCCUUCCUCUCGCAUUGUUGUAAGUUGAUUGGUUGGCCUGUGUUUGGGUUGCUGUGGCGAUUGAUUGCCUGUGUUGGUUGCCCUUGGCAAUUUUUGUUCUGUCACCUCGAGCAACCAGCCAUGCGUUGACCUGCAUGUCCUGUUGCUGUAGUGACCACAGACUGUGUUUGGUGCAUUGUGACUUUAUUUUGUAUUGACCUGUGCACAUACUGAUCAAUAACUGUCAAUAGCCAGGACUGUCCUCAGAAUCAAUUGAUUGAAUUGGAUCUUUGAUACACUUAAUCAUUGUACAGUAAUCUGAUCAAUUCUGUAGCAACGCUUGUUCCUUUUUUGCAGCUUUGUUUUUGAUCAGUUUCUGUAGUGUUCUGUUUGGUGUCAUUAUUUUUUGAUCAAAUUGUUUGGGUAAAGUAGUGAGCGUGGGCAUCUAUGUGUACAUAUGUGUCUGUGUUACACUGUUAGUGUGUAAUACAGGAGUGCAUCAUAUUUACUGUUGUACUGGUGUCUGUACAGAGAGGUUAUCAAGAGGUUUCCAUAGAGGACUGGUGGAGGAAUAUAGACUACAGUGUACUGUAAAAUGUGACAUUUAAUGAGUUUGGGGAAACUUUUAAAAUGAUUUUAUGAUACAUACAACAGUGUCAUGCCAUGAUGGACAAGAGGCCAUGAAAUAAUUAUGCCUUUAAAAAUGGCCACAAACCGGACUAUACAUGCUAGGAGAGACAGGAACAGUAAAGGGCUAAUGAAGCUUAAUGACUGAAGCACACAAUUUUGGGGAGAGCAUGCAUCUUGUUGAGCUGUACUCUGAUAGGCUGAAUUUAUAGUCCUGGAUUCUUAAUAAAUACACUGUUUUAUGUGGCACUUCAGUUUUUUGCUCCUGUGUUUCUCUACCUCUGCGUUAUUUUUCAUCUUCUAUCACUGCUUUUGUGGUGUUUCCUCCCUCCUCCCCUCACUACUUCCUUCCCCCUCCUCCUCCUCCUCCUCCAGUCUCCUUAUCCCCUCCUAAUUGUCCACCCCUUCUUUUGCUGUCAAAAUCUUUCUUCUCUUCUCUUCAUCCCAACCUCCUUUCUCUGUCCCUGUAGCUCGUGUUUUGAGGUAAAAGAUAUGUGGUUGUUAUGGUGGAAAAACAAGUGCCUCUUGCUUAUUGGAGAACAGCCUUCAACUAUAGGAAUUCUGGGAGAAAUUAAACACAUAGAAAUGAUCUUAUAAAUGUACGUAAAUUCAAUCCUCCAAAAACUCUAACCUUUACAAAGAGUAGCAAGUGUGUAGCUGCUGUCAGGUCGACGUGUGGACACAGUCACAUGACAGCACACAUUAUAAAUAAAGGAUCCUGUUUCUAUUUCCAGGCAAAGUUUUACAUAACAAAUCCUUGUGGAUAAUAGCAAGUAAUCUGCAAUCAUUUCAAUUAUUUGAAGAUGUUACUAUCAUAUGAUCACUUGAAACUGCUGUCAGCCAGAUUAAGUUAAUCACCCAGAAUUUCUAUACUGCCAAUGCCAGAGAGUGAUGCAUGUCAGUAGUAGUGUUUGCUUGCCAUGAUCAAAGGCACACGAGCGCAGCACAUGUUUAUCAAGUUAAGCACACACAUAGAUGCAGAUACCAGAGCUUUUGAAAGUACAUACGCAAACCUUCAGACACACACUUUCAAUCACACACGAGGGACUAUGACAAACGGAUUUUCACUGUAUUGAGUUGCAUGAUACAGACACUGUGUAUGUAUAUGUUCAAGCACCAUGAUUUAUUGCUGUUGAGAGACGAGCUUUUCAACUGUGAAUGAUGUCUUCUUGUUUAACUCAGCAAAACGAAACUGAAAGAAACACAUAAGCUAGGGGCAUCCUGAGCUGCAGUUUGCUGCAAAAUGUUGAGUGCAGUUUAAGUCAUGUCUACAAGAGUUAUUUAUCUAUUUAUUUUUGUUUAUUUACUUUUUGAAGGGGGCAUGUUUGGCCAGUUGUACAGAUGAUACUGUAACAUGAAGUUCUGUUGAGUUCAUAAGUCUGAUCUCUAACAUCCGCCCUCCUCCUCUGUCCCCCUCUCUCUCUCUCUACCUCUGCACUCUCCCUCCCUUCACAGGUAACCUUUCAGAGGCCAGCUGAGGUGGAAUCCCAGGGUUCAUAGUGCUUUCAGACUGUCUGCUACCUUUGAGCAUCCGGGGAGUGCAACCACACACACACAAACACACACAAACACACACUGAUACACAUAAAUACACAUGCACUCUCAACACUGAAGCUCAGUAGGUACAAGGCCGGUAUACAAAUGUACAUAAAAUGCACAAUCACACACACACACACACACACACACAUACACACACAAACACACACACAGUUGACACAAGUCAGUAAUCUUACAUUAACAGCCCAGAGCUUGGUUCAACCAUGGCCUGUGUGCAGUUUGCCGACAGGGUGUUUAGUACAGUUAAGAUGACUCUGACCAAGCAUGUAUGGAGGGUACUGAUGAAAAAUGCUGAUAUAUCACUACAAUAGACUUUAACAUGUCUAUACCAUGUCUAUUACUGACAAAUAUAAAGGGGCCGAUGUUUCAUAAUAAAAAAAAAGACAGAAAGUACAAAAAAGACAAUUAAAUGAGUAGGUUAGAGAGACUUUGAAGAAAAUCCUAAUGAUGUGUAAAUAAUUUAGUUUACAAAGAGCAGCAUUUAAAAAACAAGAAAAAAUGCAAAAAGAAUACUACUUUAGAUAAACACUGGACAGGACACAGCGACAUUAUUAUUAUUAUGAUUAUUAUUAUUAUUAUUAUCAUUAUUAUUAUUAUUACCACUAGUAACAUCAUCAUCCUCAUAAAGGGAUAUUACAUUCCAAAAUGUAAAAUGGGAAAUCACUAACCUAUUUUAAAUUUCUACUUAGAUUUUAGGUGAAACUUGGGGGAGGGGGGAUUGCACUUUUAUUCGGGAGGUUUUAAUAUUUGAGCUAUUUUUUAUUUAUUUACUAAUUUAACAAUUAUUUUGUUUAUUGGGAGAAGGGGUUUGAGUGGGUUGCAAUAUUUUGAUUUUAGAAUUUUCUAGAGAAAAACCUUUUGAGGGCCUGUUUCUGUCAGACUCCUGCAAUCGAGUAAUUAAAAUGUAUGUAUUAAUUAUUACAGCAAUUAUAUUUAUUUCUAAUUUAUUGAAUCCUGUUUUUGAUCCACUCUCUUUUUAAGUUAAAAUAAAAAGUGUCAUACGAAAAUGUUCUUA
This is a messenger RNA of Xyrichtys novacula (pearly razorfish), 27769 nucleotides long. The record is from the annotation of a GenBank genome assembly. Lineage: Eukaryota; Metazoa; Chordata; Actinopteri; Labriformes; Labridae.